AUGAUAAUGUAUACUGUCGCAGACGAUCACAUGGGGGAGAAUGAAAUCGCCCAGGUGAUAGCAUUGGUAUGUGGAAUAAUCGUGAUCCUGCUGAUGAUAAUGGGACUGGCGUCGGCGGACUGGCUGAUGGCGGUUGGAUGGCGUCAAGGAUUGUUCACACACUGUAUUGCGGAUGGUGCAGAGACGCCGCUGCCUUUUAACGUUGUAGCUGAACCCGGAUGCUAUUCCGCCAGAGAUGUUGGCUACAUAAAAGCUGUCGCUGCUUUGUGUAUUGUUUGUUUGGUGGCAGAUAUCGCGGGGACUCUGCUCACCUGGCUUGGGCUUAAGUCCAAGGAUCACAGGAAUAAACAUCGCUGUUACAGGAUGGCUGUCAUUUGCAUGUUACUGGCUUUGAUAGCUCUGCUGAUCGCGUUGAUAAUUUACCCAGUGUGUUUCACCGGAGAGCUGAAUCUCGGGAAUAGAACAGUCUGGGAGUUCGGAUGGGCUUACGGGGUCGGCUGGGGCGCAGCGAUAUUCCUCUUCGGUGCGGUGAUACUCCUGUGGUUCGACAAAGAAAGCGAGGAAGUAUAUUACAAAGAGCGUAAAAUAGUGCGCGAAGACAUGACAAGUGGCGGAAACAAUGCCAUGAUUGGCCACGGAAUUGCCAGCCACCAUGGCACCAUGAGAACUGGGCUCCAACAUGCCUAG
Cotesia congregata is the source of this 687-nucleotide messenger RNA. Lineage: Eukaryota; Metazoa; Arthropoda; Insecta; Hymenoptera; Braconidae. The record is from the annotation of a GenBank genome assembly.